GGCCCCGCUCGGCGUCCUCGCCAUGAAGCCGCCGCCUCGGGCUCGCCGCAGCCCUUUAAAUAGCGGCCGCCGCUGCCGCUCCCUUCGCUGCAGAGCGUCGCGUUGAGCUCGGCGCGCAUCCUCCCCGAGCAUCCCUGCUGCAGCGCUCCCGCUCGAUCCGUGGCGCUGGGGCCGGACCCCGCCUGCCUGCCCGCGAGCAAUCAUGUUUGAGAUUAAGAAGAUUUGCUGCAUUGGUGCUGGUUAUGUUGGUGGGCCAACCUGUAGUGUUAUUGCACAAAUGUGCCCCAGUAUCAAAGUUACUGUUGUGGAUGUCAAUGAGGCCAGAAUCAAUGCCUGGAAUUCAGACACACUCCCAAUCUACGAGCCAGGGUUACAAGAAGUAGUAGAAUCCUGUCGAGGAAAAAACCUCUUCUUUUCCACCAGUAUUGAUGAUGCCAUUAGAGAAGCUGAUCUUGUAUUUAUUUCUGUUAAUACACCAACAAAGACCUACGGAAUGGGAAAAGGCCGAGCAGCUGAUCUGAAAUACAUUGAAGCUUGUGCUAGAAGAAUUGUACAGAAUUCAAAUGGCUAUAAAAUUGUCACUGAGAAAAGCACAGUUCCAGUACGUGCUGCGGAGAGCAUUCGUCGAAUAUUUGAUGCUAAUACUAAGCCUAACUUGGAUUUGCAGGUGCUGUCUAACCCAGAGUUCCUUGCCGAAGGAACGGCCAUCAAGGACCUGAAGAACCCGGACCGAGUCCUCAUCGGUGGGGAUGACUCUCCAGAAGGACAGAAAGCUGUCCGUGCUCUGUGUGCUGUUUAUGAGCACUGGGUGCCCAAAGAAAAAAUCAUCACAACCAAUACAUGGUCAUCAGAACUUUCUAAACUGGCAGCUAACGCUUUCCUUGCCCAAAGAAUCAGCAGCAUUAACUCAAUCAGUGCUCUGUGUGAAGCUACAGGAGCAGAUGUUGAAGAAGUAGCAAGAGCUAUUGGAACAGACCAAAGAAUUGGAAGUAAAUUUCUCAAAGCCAGUGUUGGGUUUGGAGGUAGCUGUUUUCAGAAGGAUGUCUUGAAUUUAGUGUACCUCUGUGAGGCACUGAAUUUACCUGAGGUAGCUCGCUACUGGCAGCAGGUAAUAGACAUGAAUGAUUAUCAGAGAAGAAGAUUUGCUUCCCGCAUUAUUGACAGCUUGUUUAAUACUGUCACUGACAAGAAGAUUGCUAUUUUAGGGUUUGCUUUCAAAAAAGAUACUGGGGACACAAGGGAGUCAUCCAGUAUCUACAUUAGCAAGUAUUUAAUGGAUGAAGGAGCAAAGCUGCAUAUCUAUGACCCUAAAGUACCCAAGGAACAAAUCAUCUUUGAUCUCUCACAUCUGGGUGUCUCAGAAGAUAACCAAGUGUCUCGCUUGGUCACUAUCAGUAAAGAUCCCUAUGAAGCCUGUGAUGGAGCUCAUGCCCUUGUGAUUUGCACUGAAUGGGACAUGUUUAAGGAGUUGGAUUAUGAACGUAUUCAUAAGAAAAUGCUCAAGCCUGCAUUUAUCUUUGAUGGUAGGAGAGUUCUGGAUGAUCUUCACAACGAGCUACAAGUCAUUGGCUUCCAGAUUGAAACAAUUGGGAAGAAGGUGUCAGCCAAAAGAAUUCCUUUUGCUUCUUCAUGUGAAAUUCCUAAAUUCAGCCUGCAGGAUCCACCUGUCAAAAAGCCUAGAGUAUAAUGUGUAAUAGAUACUGAAGGAAUUUUUUUGAUCUUCCUAGUGAUAAUACUGUAAGCCUAUGCUUUUUUUAAGGAAAUAUAUUUUUCAUAAACUAAACCAGUUUUACACUAGAAAUUGUACCUGGUACAUGUGAAUUCAGUCUAUUUUCAAAUCUCUAUUUUUAUAGCAAUUUUUUUUGGUUACUGAAAAUGGUACAAACCUGUUUUUAAUAAAGAAUCAUCUUUUAAGUGAAAAGUUACCUUCAAACUGCAGAUCUCUACUUCCAGAAAUGUUCCUAAACUGCACUUUGAAUCAUCUUUUAAGUGAAAAGUUACCUUCAAACUGCAGAUCUCUACUUCCAGAAAUGUUCCUAAACUGCACUUUGAAUCAUCUUUUAAGUGAAAAGUUACCUUCAAACUGCAGAUCUCUACUUCCAGAAAUGUUCCUAAACUGCACUUUAAAUAUUUCAAAUUAUAUGAAAAAAAAAAUAGAAUAUCAUUUUACCUUAGUCCAGUUAUAGACUGUAAUCAGUCUGUCUAAACUGUGAUCUAUGGACUGGAACAUUGGUCUCACCAGUUUUUUUUCAUUUGGGGUGAUUCUUUGCCUGGGUAAAUGCGUGCUCCAACUGGCAUUGAAGUCAAAAGAUCAUUUCUAAGUAAAUUGGUAGGGUUUAGGUCCAGCCCUAAGGUAGAACUGACUUCAGAAAUAAUGCCCCAGUCCUGGUUGGGACCCACUGACACUGGUGCAGUCUAAACUUCAUCUUUUGGGAGACCACGCAGUUCUGCAGACAUCAGUCGUGCCAGUGGACAGCAGUUACAGACUGAUCCACUGGCAUAUCUUCAGUUUUCAUUCUUUGGUUGUCUUGCCUACAUUCCAUGUGCAACCACAUAUUUUUUUAUUUAAUCAGAUUCCUGGGGCAAGUAUUCCCUAAGUUACAGUGACACAACCUGUCUUCAGCAGAGGAGCAUUCUCCUUGUUUGAACAUUUGCAUUUUAGGAGAAUUACCUUAAUUUAAUGUCAGCCCAAGUAGAAAACAGAUAUUGGCUUUAAUGUUACCUGAUAGUUAUCUUUUUCCUUCAUGACAUACUCCAUCUGAAAGCAGUCUUUUUAAUGAAUCUGCAAAAAAUUAUUCUCUGCUGUGAAGAAAUUAUUAAAAAUAAAUUCAGCCCCAUAAAUCAGCUUCCUACCUCAUUUGAUUAGCAGGAAUGAAUACUUCCACUGUUCUCUUGAUAUUUUUGCCUUUACUGUUACUUUGUUUCUAUGUGUUUUUAUUCUCAAUUGGCCAGUGCUAUUAAAAUCCUUGAGAUGACA
Messenger RNA from Serinus canaria (Common canary), 2977 nucleotides. RefSeq names its product UDP-glucose 6-dehydrogenase (gene UGDH). Lineage: Eukaryota; Metazoa; Chordata; Aves; Passeriformes; Fringillidae. The transcript is spliced from 12 exons. The record is from RefSeq and is a predicted model, not a curated record. Gene Ontology annotation, molecular function: NAD binding; UDP-glucose 6-dehydrogenase activity. Gene Ontology annotation, cellular component: nucleus; cytosol. The coding region runs from base 203 to 1687 and encodes 494 amino acids. Gene Ontology annotation, biological process: glycosaminoglycan biosynthetic process.